Messenger RNA from Morchella sextelata, 549 nucleotides. RefSeq lists its product as uncharacterized. The coding region runs from base 1 to 549 and encodes 182 amino acids. The transcript has 4 exons. NCBI's taxonomy places the organism in Eukaryota, Fungi, Ascomycota, Pezizomycetes, Pezizales, Morchellaceae. The record is from RefSeq and is a predicted model, not a curated record.
AUGCCGUCGAAACGGCCCAUCAAGCCCGCCGUUAACGUUGAGCACCUCAACCCCUCCUCAGCCACAGGAGGAGGAGUACUUGGGUCAUUACCAGACAUCGAGGAGCAGCAUGCCAAAACCGAAGAUGAUGAUUCCGCCUCGGCCGCGCUGAGUCCAAUCACCCCGACCACCAACAAAAAGCGGCGAGCGUCCAAGCAGCCCGCGUCAUCGGGCUCCGGCGAGGGAGGGCCCUCGUCAGGUGGCGUGAAACGGACACGGACAAACACGCCGUGGACGGCGACGGAGGAGCAACGACUCAAAAGUAUGAGGGAUGCUGGUAGUUCGUGGAGUGAUAUUGCAAAGACGUUUCCGACGAGGACGGAGGGCAGCGUAAAGAAGCACUGGUACAAGGAUAUGCACUAUGCAGAGUUUGCUGAAGAUGAGAGUGCGGCCUUGCUUGCAGCUAUCAAAGAAUAUGAUGCAAACAAAUGGAAGGUUAUCGGCAGCAAGGUUAAUAAGCCGGCAAAGGCUUGCGAGCAAUACGCAAAGGAACAUUUCUCGGGAAAGUAA